Brachypodium distachyon (stiff brome) is the source of this 5386-nucleotide messenger RNA. RefSeq lists its product as uncharacterized. NCBI's taxonomy places the organism in Eukaryota, Viridiplantae, Streptophyta, Magnoliopsida, Poales, Poaceae. Bases 784 to 4215 code for a protein of 1143 amino acids. The transcript has 17 exons. Gene Ontology annotation, molecular function: histone binding; chromatin binding; ATP hydrolysis activity. Gene Ontology annotation, biological process: negative regulation of transcription by RNA polymerase II; chromatin remodeling. Gene Ontology annotation, cellular component: chromatin; nucleus. The record is from RefSeq and is a predicted model, not a curated record.
CUCUUUGUUUGUUCGGCUUGUGACGGACGGCCCAGCCAGCAGGGGGACAGAGAGUCCAGUAACAACGACGUCUCGUCGUGCUUCUGUCCGGCAGAACCGUAGACAAGAGAGAGCAAGCUCAAGACCCCGGCUACCAUCCCGCGCGCUCCUCCCGUCCCACCUUCCGAUCCCCGAAAAAUCUAGCCUCCCCGAUUUUUUUUUCCGCCGCUGCAUUCCUUGCGCCCCGCCGAAGAGUCGAAAUGGAGAAUCCCCGCCUAGAGGAGCCGAGAGAUGGGAGCAGCACGGCAGAGGGAAACGUGGUACCCAGCAAUGCAUCUCCAUGCGCCUGCUUCUUCUGGAAGCCCCUCAGCCUCGUUCGCUGGCGACGAGAAACCUCUGCGAAUGGCCGCUGUGGGUGUUGCUGCCCACUUCCCGCCGGCGCCUCCUGGCAACCAACCUCGUACGCCUGCUUCUGGAGGUCCUGCAAGAGAAAGUUGUAUACCAUCAGUACGAAGUGUUCCAAACUCUCCUAUUUAGUAAGAAAAUAUACCACUCUUCAACUAUACUUUACAAAUAUUUAAUUAUUUUGGCAAUUUUGUUUCAUACAUUUACUCUCUUAUCCCUUCCAUUACGUGCUUUCCCAUUUUUAUGCAUCCAAGGGUGGGGGUUCAACAUUUGCUCUUUGAUAUGAUCUUAGCCCGAAAUAUGCUUGGAGAUGGUGAGUCCAUUAGCAUUCUGAAAGAAGCUUGAGUUUCAAGACAGUUCAAGGUGACCCCAUCUGAUGAAACAGAUGGUAACUCCAACAUGCGUGUUGCUUGCGGAACUCCAAACUCUUCUUUGGUGAAUCAGAGUCGCCGUGUUCGUGAGCCCCGAACGGAAUUGUUGGGUGUGCUAACAACCCCUUCUCCGAUUUGCGUAUCGGAGAUGUUUUGCUCUCGUCGAGCCCGACCCGAGAACCGCUUCGAAGCUGCAAAACAAUUCUCUAUUCCCAAGAAAGCAAAGGUUAAGCAAAGCCCAUUUCAGAAACUUCAGAGAUUACCAGUUGGGUGCCAUCUUGAUUUUGACCAUGAUCAUUUGUGUUCUAUCAAUCACCUUCGGGAGUUCUGGUACAGAUCUCAUGGUGGUGUUCUUGUCGAUGAUAAGGAGCGUGUAACAAAGACCGUCUUAUUCACAAUGUCUGUAUGGCCUGAAGUCUGCAAACCUUUCCUAAUUGUCACUCCUCCUCCUUCUCUAUCCUUAUGGGAGGAUCAGUUCAAUAACUUGGCACCAUUUAUCAAUGUUGUUAUGUAUGGUGGGGGGAAAGACAAGCUCAAAUCAAUCCAAGAUUUGGAAUUCUAUGAUAACAGAGGCUGUACUAUGUUGCAAGUUCUCUUAUCCCAUCCUGAUGCUAUCUUAGAGGAUAUUCAACCUAUAGCGCGCAUCGGUUGGGAGGCAAUCAUAGUUGAUUGUUAUCAAAACUCUGCUUCAACAUAUCUUGAACAACUGAAGAAACUUUCUGCUGAUUUUAGAUUGUUUCUUUUGAGCUCCCCAAUCAAGGAUAAGCUCUCAGAGUACAUGAAACUGCUACCUUUCCUUACUGGAGAGCAAGAAAAUGACAAUUACGCUGACACUACUGAUGCCGUUCUUAUGUCAGAAACAAAAUUCAGAGGUCAUAUUGCGUAUGAGCGGCAAUCAGAUCCAUUAAAAUAUUUGGAGUACUGGGUUCAUGCAAACUUUGCACGACUGCAGCUAGGGAUAUAUUGCUCCGUACUUCUUGCAAAUUCAUCUACCCUCCAGUCGCAGACGGAAACAGAUAGCAUUGGAGCUCAUUGCCACAUUCUUAUGUCUCUCUCAAAGUGUUGUGAUGACCCAUGCCUUGUUGAUGCUCGAACUGGAACUAUAGAUGCCAGAGUGCACUCAUGUGGCAAGCUGCUGCUGCUUGAAAAUAUGCUUAAAGAGAUAAGGAACAACAGGUUAAGAGUCAUUAUUCUUUUUCAGUCUGGUGGAGCAGCUGGAAACCCAAUAGGUGAUAUUUUGGAAGGUGUUGUGCAUCACAGAUUUGGCCGAGAGUCAUAUGAACGUGUUGAAGAUAGUUCAGCAAUUUCAAGUAAAAAGGCUGCAGUUGAUAUGUUCAAUGACAAGUCUAAAGGGAGAUUUGUUUUUCUGAUUGAAAGUCGUUCAUGCCUCUCAAACAUUGAGCUAUCAUCUAUUGAUGCCAUCAUCAUAUAUAAUAGUGACUGGAACCCACUGAAUGAUCUGAAGGCUCUUCAAAGAAUCAAAAUAGAGUCUCAAUUUAAAUAUGCGAGCAUUUUUCGCUUAUACACUCCUUUCACGAUAGAGGAGAAGAGGCUUGUGCUUGCAAAGGAGGGCAUACCCAUUACCAACAUCCAGGAUAUAACGUGUAGUUUAAGCCAUUCCUUGAUCAGAUGGGGUCCAUCAUUUCUCUUCACUACGCUGGAUGAGCUUCAGCAAGACAACUAUGCAAGUAAAAGUUCUGAAAGGGACACAAAAUUAAUGGAUACAGUAAUUUCAGAGUUUGUAACGAGAUUACCCACAAAUGCUGAAGACAACAACAAAAUAAAUAGCACGGCCAUAUCAAGAGCUAAUAUGAGUGGGGAUGAUUAUUCAAGAAACAUUACUCUAAUAGGGGAAAAGGAGAGAAUCCCUUCAGUGGAUGGAGAUCCAUCGAAAUUUUGGUUACAUAUACUGGAUGGGAAAUCCCCUUGUUGGAGCUAUAUGUCUGAGACAUCUCAAUCAAGCUGUAGAACGUUAAAGAAUAGGGAAGAGCCAGCCAACGUUCCUGCUGAAGAAGCUGGUGAAGCCAGAAGGAAGCGUAUAAAGAUUGACGGAAAUCACGCUAUAUCAAGCCUUGCUCCUCAACUACUUGAUGACACAGAACAAAAUUUAGGGGUGAGAAAACUGAUGGGCACACCGAACAAUCUCCACGCGAAACUUAAGCAAGAGCUGUCAGAAGUAAUAAAGGUGCUACAAUUGCCGGAUAACGUAAGAGUUAUGGCCGAACAAUUUCUUAAUUAUAUGUUGAAAAAUCAUCUAGUUUUAUCAGAGCCAGUGGGUAUGUUGCACGCAUUCAACAUAGCCUUGUGUUGGCGUGCUGCUUCUUUUCUCAAGCAUCAGUUAGAUCAGAAAGAGUCACUCGCCCUUGCUGAACAAUUCUUGAGAAAUGAGUGCAAUGAAGGGCUUAUAGCAUUUAUGUAUGGAAAAUUGAGGAUCCUGAAGAAAAUGUUUCCACGUAGAGCUGGUGAAAGCAGCAUCCGUUGUAGUUCUGAUGGCAUUGGUUUACCAAGAGCUGGUUGUUCAUCAAGUGUUAUUCCUGCAAAUGAUGAUUCAAUUGGUCAGGAAUCUCUAACUGGUGAGUGUAGAAAUACUGAACAUGCUGAGAGGGAUAAUAUUGCUAAUCCAAGUAUGUUGCUGGGAGGUACAAUUUCUGUUGUUAAGAGAGUUAGUGCAAGUAAUGAUGGCACUCUUUACGCGGACCAAGUCUGCUUGGAGUUACCAAUUUUAGCUUCUUCAAUCCCAACGCGGGACGAUCAACCGGCAGAAGCAGAAGGAGCAGGUAUCUUGGGUGCCGUGGCAGCUCAGGAUUUGCAGCCUGAAAUUCAACCAUCGACCUCAAUGCAGGAUAUUCCAUCUGAAAGUAUUCCCGUUCAUCAAAGUGUAGAACCUUCACUAGAUCCACAUCCAGGAGUAGAAUCAGCACACACGUCUGAUGUGGUGAGAGCUCAUGAUCUGCAGGCCGAAAUACAACCAUCAGUCUCAAUGCAGGAUCCACCUGCAGAAGCAGGAUCUGAUGUGUUGGGCACCACGUCAGCCCAAGGUUUGCAGCCUGAAAUGCGCUCAUCAACCACAAAGCAACAGGUCCCACAUGAAAGAACACGCUCUGAAGAAAGGAGACAGGAAGCUUUUCUGCCAAAUUUGGCACCUCGUCCUGGGCAGCCCACCCAACUCUCUCCAGUCACAACAUCAGUGUCUAAAAAGCCAAGGAUGGAAAAUGAACUGCUGGACUGGUUAAAGCAUCAGCACACUUUGCUUAGUAAAGACCAUGAACAGAAGAGAUCACGGCUUCUAGAAGAGUACAACCAAGAAAUUGGCAAGGUCUUUGGCAAAAAAGAAGAAACUGACAAGGUAAAUUCGAAGUAUGGCUCAUUGGUACUAGAAGAAAAAAACACUUUUCUCCAGGGCAAGAAGGAGCUUGAUGAUAUCUACAGGAAAGUUUUUUUUAAACCAAUCAGUAGCUGAGAACUUUCCAAUGAUUUCCAAACCAUCAUCUGCAUCUCAAGGUGGAGUAAUGGAGCAGCAGCUUGACUCUUCUUCAGCCACUCAAACCUCAGUGUCACCAGUUAUUUCGUCAGUAGACAUUCUACAACCAGCAAGACCCUAUGUCCGACCUUCAUUGGUGGCUCAACUAUCAUCGUCACAGACUAUCCAACCACAACCAACUAUACCUAGCAAUCUCUAUGGAGCCAGCACGUCGUCACAUUUUGUUCCAGCAUCUGUGCCACGUGGCAGCUUUGUAGCACAACCACGUAUUGUCCAACCACAACCAAUCUUACCCGGCAAUCUCUAUAGAACAAUGUCACCACCUUCUAUGAUGACGAGCUACGGAUCCAUCGGAGCACAACUACAUGCUGCCACACCUCAUCUCCAGCAAUUCGGUAUGCGACCACCAUAUGUGGCCACUCUCGCAAACCAGCAGCACCUCUCUGCUACUCCAGCGGAGGAACAGUAUGGCGCUGGUAUUAUGGGAGCGACAAGUCGGCAAGCAGGUGGCAUAUUGACCUCUAUGACUUCAAGUUCGGUUCACCACCAUACAAUAUCAUCAGCUUCACGGUUACACCCAGCUCUCCCAGCAGCAUCCUCGCUACCAUAUGGUCGGCGAGAUUCGUCCAUGGCCAACAUUUUGCGGUCAUCUAGUUCAAAUCCUACUUUCAUGGUAGCCACCCAGCAAUCAUCAGAUCCCAACAUAGUCUUGGGCAGCACCGCAUAUCCGCUGAAUGCAGCACCAGGAAGCUGGCAUGCUGGUGCUCGAAUAGCUGGUCGUGUCAAUCAACCCGGCUCCCAAUCGGCAUUACCGAAUGCGCAUCUGCCAGCUAGGCUGGGUAUGACUAGCAGUUCUGCAGGCACAGGCCAGGGACCAUCCACCAGUCAUGUGCCUGUCCGACGACAGCGACAACGGUGAACAGCAGCGAGAACCGAUUUGCACGUUGUUACUACUUGGUCCGUGUGCAGCAACUGCCUACCUAAACCUCUAUUUUUUUUGCGCAUCUUGAAAAUCUGGCUUGUAUUGACUUGUUGGUUUACAUUACCUGUACAUGCAUGUGACUCUUACUCUUGACAUGCGGUGGUACAAACUAUACAUAGCUGAUGUGCUGUUGCUGCACCUGCUUAGUUUGGUUUACCUUGUUUUCAA